AUGACGCAGACAAACCAGCGGCAACAGACUACCCCCAACACUGUCUCCACAUUGCCACGAGAUGUCUCAAUGAGCCCCUCUACAUCCUUAAGGCCUACUACAGAUUCUAUCAGCGACAAUGACAACAGUGAGAAACCGGUACGAGAAAAGCUGAAGAAGACCUCCCUUGCAUCCAUGUCAAGUCAUAUUGUAGGAAGGCAGGAAAGAGUACUCACAGCAAACGAAGAGCACUCCCUACCAGAUCAUAUGCACAGAGACUCAUCGCCGGUGAAAGAAUCAAGCAAGAAAGGUGUGGAACCUCGAGGGAGGCCGGUGAAAAAGCGAUCGUUUGAUGACCUAGAUACGCCCGAUGCAGAAGGAAAUGAGGCAGCACGAGAGCACAUAACAAAGCCCAAUGCUAAUGGUCAUCUGAGGAAGCGGUCCAGAGAUGUUCGCGUCCGCGAGCUUCCCAAGGAAAAUAGCCGACCACUACUAGUAGGAACUCCUGUGCGAGAGGAGUCGGAAGACGCUGCAAAUGGCGUUAAAACAAGUGAGGCUUGUAUCAAUGGACCCAAGAAUGCAGUAGGUAUUAUAUCGCCAGCGACUGAGACUCUGUCGCAAGUGGAGAUGGAGCAGAACAAACAACCCCAGGAUAUCAACGACUCUACACGACAUGUUUCUGAUACAGUACAACAAGAAGGUGUAACAGAAGCAGAAAAGGAGUCCGCUGACCAAGAGAUGCGAGAUCCGGCAUCCAGUCCACGAAAAAAGCGAAGUAGGGACCAGUUCGACACUGAGGCAGAUAGAGAACAGAAGAUACCUGCAACGGAAGAAGCGAGAGCUCAUAGGAUAUCUGAUGAGCCUGAAAGAGACGAAGGUUCCGUCGUGAAGCAUCGAAGCCCAGCAACGCCAGAAGGUUCUGGGGUAGCUGAAAAGGAGCCUGUAAUGGUGCAAGAGGGGAGGAGCCUGGGUGAUGCACAUGUUGGGAUGGAGAGACAGGAGCGACCCUUUAGAAGUGCAUUUGAUAACGCAUCUACAUUCUCUCCCUCUAUGGCUUCUGCCAAGAGUAACUCCUCUGCAGAAAUUUCGACAUUCGCAAAUAAGACUACGGAUCAGGUGUCUCAGACGUCUGAUGACGCCUUCGCAUCCUCGGGCUUUGCUGCGCUCGCAGGCUCGUCAACAUCACCAUUUGGCACAUUAGGUGGCUCAUCGACUGCCGCUACCGCUAGUCCUUUUGCUUCCGCAGGAGUCUUCAUUCCAGGAAAGACCAAGACGGACAAAAAGGAAGCCCAGGAGACGGAAUCAGCUGCCAACGGUGGGUUUGGUGCUUUCGUUAACAGCUCUUCUACCGGUUUUGGUACAACGGACCAAUUACCGUUCGGCACAUCGGGGUCGAGCAAGAUUGGCGUUUUUGGUGGUUCAAUCUUUGGCAGUGCAUUCGGUGGACCAUUCAGUGGAGGGAAUAGACUAACUAGCUUUGCCGCUCCCACUGGAAAUGCAAAAUUGGGUGCUAGCAAUGGUGCUAUCAAGCCCAUCGGUUCCCCAAAGCAUGAUGGAGACGAAGAUGAAAACAGUGAAAGUGAUGGUGAAGUAUCGGCAGAGAAAAAGAAAGACGAAGAGACAGAGGAGGCAGAUGGACGGUUCCAACACCAAGAUGUUGAAACCGGAGAGGGUGGCGAAGAUUCGAUCUUUUCUUCGCGAGCUAGUCUUUACUCGUUUAGGGACAAUGCUUGGAAGGAAAGCGGCAAGGGGACUUUCAAGCUCAAUAUCGCCGCAGCAUCUCCAGAGGACGCUUCUUCAAACCGAAAGACAGGGCGUUUCAUAAUGAGGGCCCACCAAACAUACAGGGUCCUACUCAACGUUCCCGUGUUCAAACAGAUGCAGAUUGGCGAUAGCAGGGGCAACGAGCCAUCAGGAAAAUCUUUCCUGUUUGCGGUGAUCGAGAAUGCCAAGCCCGUGGCUCAUAUGGUAAAGUUGGGCGAUGUGACGGACAGCAAAACUUUGUACCAUGAGGUGCAAAGGUUGCAGAAAGGUCUGGAAUGA
This is a messenger RNA of Letharia columbiana, 2022 nucleotides long. RefSeq lists its product as uncharacterized. The transcript is spliced from 4 exons. Gene Ontology annotation, molecular function: GTPase activator activity. Gene Ontology annotation, cellular component: cytoplasm; nuclear pore. The coding region runs from base 1 to 2022 and encodes 673 amino acids. Lineage: Eukaryota; Fungi; Ascomycota; Lecanoromycetes; Lecanorales; Parmeliaceae. Gene Ontology annotation, biological process: intracellular transport. The record is from RefSeq and is a predicted model, not a curated record.